Messenger RNA from Paramecium octaurelia, 190 nucleotides. NCBI's taxonomy places the organism in Eukaryota, Ciliophora, Oligohymenophorea, Peniculida, Parameciidae. The record is from the annotation of a GenBank genome assembly.
AUGUAAUAAUAAACAAUCUAAGAUAUCGAAACAUAAGCCAAUUAGUUAUUGGAGAGCGUUUAUUAGAGAAAAUCCGAAUCGAUUACCUCUUACAGUAAACUCAAAAGACAAGAAGAAGUAAUAAUAAAUAAUCCCUUAUUUAAAUAAGGCAUUAGAUUUAGGAUUUGCAUCUGUAGGGUUUCCAGAUGAA